CUCUCGUUUGUAGCCUUGCUCUAUAAACCUAUAAACCGAGUUGCUCGAAGCACCAAUGUUUUACAAGAUCUGUUGAAGCACACGCCGACCGAUCACCCUGAUUACCCGCUCCUCCAAGACGCUCUUCGGAUAUCCCAGAACUUCCUCUCCAGCAUCAACGAGGACAUCGAUCCUCGCAGAACGGCCGUCACUACCCCGAAAGGAGAGAACCGCCAGCUGGUCAAGGAUGGGUUCUUGGUUGAGGUGGCCGAAGGAUCUCGCAAGCUGCGCCACGUUUUCCUUUUUACAGACGUUUUACUCUGCGCCAAGUUGAAAAAAACGGGCGUUGGGUGAGUCUCGGC
Messenger RNA from Pseudonaja textilis, 341 nucleotides. The record is from RefSeq and is a predicted model, not a curated record. NCBI's taxonomy places the organism in Eukaryota, Metazoa, Chordata, Lepidosauria, Squamata, Elapidae.